Drosophila ficusphila is the source of this 1584-nucleotide messenger RNA. It is a transcript of the gene Got2, whose product is annotated as aspartate aminotransferase, mitochondrial. Bases 111 to 1385 code for a protein of 424 amino acids. Gene Ontology annotation, cellular component: mitochondrion. The record is from RefSeq and is a predicted model, not a curated record. Gene Ontology annotation, molecular function: L-aspartate:2-oxoglutarate transaminase activity; pyridoxal phosphate binding. NCBI's taxonomy places the organism in Eukaryota, Metazoa, Arthropoda, Insecta, Diptera, Drosophilidae. The transcript has 5 exons. Gene Ontology annotation, biological process: biosynthetic process; L-aspartate catabolic process.
UUGCCGCUUAUUUUUUAGUAUUCUCUUGGGGCCAGCGACGAUUGGCAACGAUUUUUGCAAUUACUAAUUGUCUUAAAACGUUUUAGUACAACUAUUUUGUGCAUUUAACAAUGUCGCAGAUCUGUAAGCGCGGUUUGUUGAUCAGCAAUCGAUUGGCGCCCGCCGCCCUCCGCUGCAAGUCAACAUGGUUCUCGGAGGUGCAAAUGGGUCCUCCCGAUGCCAUUUUGGGCGUAACAGAGGCUUUCAAGAAGGACACAAACCCGAAGAAGAUCAACUUGGGCGCUGGCGCCUACCGCGAUGACAACACUCAGCCCUUUGUGCUGCCCAGUGUCCGUGAGGCUGAGAAAAGGGUUAUUGGCCGCAAGUUGGACAAGGAGUAUGCCACUAUUAUCGGUGUUCCCGAGUUCUACAACAAAGCCAUUGAGCUGGCUUUGGGAAAGGGUUCCAAACGUCUGGCGGCCAAGCACAAUGUCACCGCCCAGUCAAUCAGUGGAACUGGUGCCCUGCGCAUCGGAGCUGCCUUCCUGGCCAAGUUCUGGAAGGGCAACCGCGAGAUCUACAUCCCAUCCCCAUCAUGGGGCAACCAUGUGGCUAUUUUCGAACACGCCGGUCUGCCGGUGAACCGGUAUCGCUACUACGACAAGGACACCUGUGCCCUUGACUUCGCCGGACUGAUUGAGGAUCUGAAGAAAAUCCCCGAGAAGAGCAUCGUCCUCCUGCACGCCUGCGCACACAACCCCACUGGAGUGGAUCCCUCAUUGGAGCAGUGGCGCGAGAUCUCGGCGGUGGUGAAGCAGCGCAAUCUCUAUCCUUUCAUCGACAUGGCCUACCAAGGCUUCGCCACCGGAGACGUCGAUCGCGAUGCCCAGGCCGUUCGCACCUUUGAGAACGAUGGCCACGACUUCUGUUUGGCCCAGAGUUUCGCCAAGAACAUGGGUUUGUAUGGCGAGCGUGCCGGUGCCUUCACCGUGCUGUGCUCCGACGAGGAGGAGGCUGCCCGCGUGAUGUCCCAGGUCAAGAUCUUGAUCCGUGGACUGUACUCGAAUCCCCCGGUUCAUGGAGCCAGGAUUGCCGCUGAGAUCCUGAACAACGAGGACUUGCGUGCCCAGUGGUUGAAGGACGUCAAGCUGAUGGCCGACCGUAUCAUCGAUGUGCGUGCACAGCUGAAGAACAACCUGGUGAAACUGGGAUCCAGCCAGAACUGGGACCACAUCGUCAACCAGAUCGGCAUGUUCUGCUUCACGGGAUUGAAGCCCGAGCAGGUCCAGAAACUGAUCAAGGAGCACAGUGUCUAUCUGACCAACGACGGUCGUGUUUCGAUGGCGGGAGUCACCAGCAAGAAUGUCCAAUACUUGGCCGAGAGCAUACACAAUGUCACCAAGUAGGGUGGGACAACCAGUGGACCUGUGGAGAUCGAAGUAGAGUCGGAGUUUCCGUAGUACCUUUCAAUCGGCACCUGUACGAAUUUUCUAGCACGAACUCUAGUUAAACCAAUUGCAUUUUGCACUCUCUACAUUUAUCUCUGUAUAUAAGCUAAAUGAUCUGCCUUUUUAAAGUAAAGCAUUUUAAAUAUUAGAAAAUAUA